AUGGCUUCAAUCAAAAAACGCUGCUCCCAAAACAAUGACGUACAGACUCAGCAACAGAAGAAAGUGAAGCCAGACAGCAGCAGCAAAAACAACAACAACAACAACAAUGGAGCUGAGCGGAAAGUUGAUUCCAACGGUGAUUUCUACUGGAGCCUUGCGCGGUCCCGUCGCCUCACCGUAUCGUCCUACAAAGGCCACACCAUGGUCAGUGUGAGAGAGUACUAUGAGAAAGAUGGCCAGGAACUUCCAGGCAAGAAGGGAAUCUCGCUGCCGUUGGAGCAAUUCAAUGCCCUUGUCCAGCUGCUGCCAGAUGUCGAAGCUGUCAUUAAGGAGAAGGGCGGAUCUUUAGAAAGGCCAAAGUACGCGGAAACGGGCGCCGCUGCGGACAGGGAAGGCAACGAGACGGCGGAGAGUGAGCCGGAGAAAGCUGGAGAGGAGUCUUGUCCCGGCUCCGACGAUGGCUCCGUAGAGGGUUAG
Paracoccidioides lutzii Pb01 is the source of this 477-nucleotide messenger RNA. RefSeq lists its product as hypothetical. Gene Ontology annotation, molecular function: DNA binding; transcription coactivator activity. The coding region runs from base 1 to 477 and encodes 158 amino acids. The transcript is spliced from 2 exons. Gene Ontology annotation, biological process: positive regulation of transcription initiation by RNA polymerase II. The record is from RefSeq and is a predicted model, not a curated record.